UGUUAGGAUGCCUAGUGUCCUUCACGUCCCUGUACGUGUUGGAGGCCAUCGCUCUUAGGUUGGAGGUCUUGGCUUUGCAAAUGGCAAGCGCGAACAUGUCCUGGAUGGACGAGAAGACGAAGAAGAGGGAGCGGGACUCAUUGGUGCUCUACGUCUUGAUCCUCGUGUUCUUCUUUUCUUGUCAAUUCGGCCACGGCUCAAACAUUGGCGUGGCCGUGUCGCUGCCAGGGGACAAGGGCCAAAAUGCCAUGAACCUGGCACUUGGAUCUUGGGUGAUGGUCGGCGUUUGCCUGGGAUUGCCCUUGACACCUUGGGCAUGCAGGAUGUUUGGAGAGUUCAACGUCGUGGCCGUGUGCACUUUGCUGGACGUCGUGGCCAUGCUACUGAUGACCAUCCCUGGCAUUUCACUGCAUCAAAUCUAUGCGGUCCGUUUUAUGGUGGGCUUCUUCGAGGCACCGAUCCUUCCUUACUUGCAGGAAUGGCUCGCACGUCAUGGCAGCCACAACUGGAACGUCUGGAAUGCGAUUCUUCACGCCAUGGUGCCUUUGGGAGAAAAUGUUGGAUUCAUCUUGGCUCAGGAGCUCGUGGCUGCGGGUUUCUCUUGGCGCUGGGCUUUCGUGGGUCAAGCCAUUGCCUUUGGUGGCAGUGCACUGCUUUGUGUGGCAUAUGGUGGCCGAAGAUAUUUAGACUUUGCGGAGGACGAACCAGUGAAGCACACGGAAAGUGAAGACAAGGUCGUCAGUGAAGUGGAGUACCCCAGCACUGAGAAGUGGGGCGUGUACUGGGCAACUAAUGUGUCAUUGGCAGCACAGCUUGGCUUUCUUGGUGGGUGCAAAUACGUGAUCCGCAAAUAUGCCAUGUCGAGAGGAUUUGAGCUCCACUUGAUUCUUGCCACAUUUUCAGGCAUCGCCUUGUUGGGGCCAGCGCUUGGUGGAAGCGUGGCCAUGUCAGGCUCCAUCGUUCAGCCAGACAAAUGGAGUCAGCACAAAAGGACACUCAUCUUCCUUGCCGUGAUAUCCACGGUGGCUGCGCUUCUUGCAGCGAUGCUGCCCUAUGUGCCGAGCUCCUUCUUUUGGCCUAGUAUGUUCAUCACCUUCUUUGCGGCGGGUGGAGUGUAUCCUGCCGCGCAAGGCAUCAUCAAUAUCGCCUUGACUUCCAGCCGGGUGAUUGAGGCCUCAGUCUAUCAGGUCCAAUGCAACAACAUUUUGUUUGCAAUGCCAAUGCCCUAUGCCAUUGGCAAGGCCAUGGAUUCUUGGAGCAUUGGAGCAUCGUUUCGUCUUGUGGCUCUCCUUCAGGUCGUUGCAGCAACCGGUUUCGCAGUGGCAGUUGUGGCCGCAGACUUUGAAGAGGAAAGAAGCGCAUGGAAUCGCAUCGCUUCUCCAGACCCUUUGUUGAAUAUGGAGGAAGGAAUAUCGCCAACGUUGGAGAUGACAAAUGAACUCAAGUGUCCUGAAUAGUGUUUGACUUGGUUCAUGGCUCGGGCCAAAAGGCCUUUGCUUCCCUUCAAUACCAGCACCUGUCUGGUCGCAGAUGGCAGAUGGCAGAUCAGAACAAGUUUCACCACAUAGUCUGCAAGGUUUUCGCGUUUAGCAAAAUGACUGCGCGUACCAAAGUGUUGCGGCUAUCAUUUGGCAUCACAGUGACUGCAUGUCAUUGCCUCCCGAUCAGCUCCAAGUGCUGUCCAUAUGCAUUUCCCAAUGUGUGAUUCCGCACAUUCAUCGGUAUUCUGCAGGGUGCUCGAUUCAUAGAUAAAACAACUUAUGUAAAUUGGUGAUAACCCGC
Durusdinium trenchii is the source of this 1782-nucleotide messenger RNA. Lineage: Eukaryota; Dinophyceae; Suessiales; Symbiodiniaceae. The record is from the annotation of a GenBank genome assembly.